This is a messenger RNA of Phytomonas sp. EM1, 5061 nucleotides long. Lineage: Eukaryota; Euglenozoa; Kinetoplastea; Trypanosomatida; Trypanosomatidae. The record is from the annotation of a GenBank genome assembly.
AUGGCACUCUUUGCUUCAAACAAGCCCUCCCAUGAGGGGAGGCUUGACAAAUCUCUUAUGGAAUUUCAUAGUUCGCAGCCGCUGCUUGCGACUGCGUGGAGCUCACCCACUUCAGUGCUCAUCACUAAUAAUGAGGGUGAAAUACUUACCGUUGUGCAGGAACCUCGUGACAGGGAUUCUACAUCAAAAACAACUCUUCUUGUCACCUGUCUCGCGUGGCAUCCGUUUGAAAGGAUUCUGAUCAUAGGCUGGAGCAACGGCAAACUAUUGCUGUGGUCCAUGCCGAUGGCAGGUGAGCUUGGGAUCAAUGAUGAGGAAGAUAUCGGCACAUAUGGCCACAGCAGUUAUGUGGUGUUGUCCCUUGCUGCGAAGGCCGCUACAUUCACAGAUAUGGAGGACCUUACGCACGAGCAUCGCGAUAGGUCGGUUCUGCUUUGUGAGUGGUCUGCCCAGGGUGAGUAUCUUCUCACGUCGUACGAUUCUAAUACAGUUACACUUUGGAAACUGGAUAGGAGCGCGUUGCGGCAGCAUAACGAGGUCCAAAAUAUUGCGAGAGAACACGUUAUCAGGUCGCUUUGGUUUGUUGAGGCCCCUGAUCCAAUUAUCAAAGCUGCGCACAUUCCCAGUAAAUUGACCUCAGCAUUGUCGAGAGGCUCACUGAACGCUCCUCUACGUAAAUCUGCACCCCGGGACAGCCAGAGCCCCGAGAACCAUGAUCAUGAGCUUUCUGAUGCACCUUUGAAUGUUUCGGAGGAUGAUACUGUGUUCCUACUCCUAGGAGGUAGUAAUUGCAUCUAUAUCAUCACAGAGGAGCAGAAACUCUCAAAGGUCACAUCGAGGAUCGGGAGUAUUAUCUCCUUUUUGUAUGAUCCUAAGGAACGCACGCUUGUGGCGUGGAACAACACUCAGACACUCGAAGUGUUCCACAUUUAUAGAGAUCUUUCUGUGGAAUCGUUGUUUUGGAGAAAACUGACGCCCCCCGGCUAUCCUACCGCAGCGCCAAGUGGUGGGCUCUCCCCGUCUCUGGCCUGGGCUGGCACUGGAUCCGUGGUUAUUGGCUCUGGCGACGACCGAGUCUACGUGUUAGAUAUCAAAACUGAGACGAUCCACACUAUUCCCCUUCCCCAAGUAGGGAGUCACGUUCGAAUAGUUGCCUGUUCGCCCCAAAGGAAGGUGCUGGUAGUUGGCACCAUUGAAGGCUUGGCCUCUGUUUUUAUCCAUAACAAUAGAGCCACACCCCAGAGUGCUCAACGCAGCAGCGGCAAGGUAGACGACGUAGUGUCAUCUUCUGAUGAGCCGAAUGGAGUUGCAUUGAUGCACAUGGCGAUAAAUGACAUCAGCGCAUGGGAGGCUCUAACUACACAUAACCUUGGUGAGCCGAUUGAUCAUAUCUCGAUUAAUCCUUUGGGUGAUAUCGCUGUAUGCACAGGCAGCGCCCAUCUUCAGGUAAUCCAUGAGACUGUGCGGCACCGCGCAUGGGACGGUGCGGCAGCGGCUACACAGAUUUCCACCAACUUGGUGGUCAUUGAAAGUGUAACAGGCUGUCAGUGCUUGCUAAAUAGUAAAACCAAAAUUCGAGGUCUCUCCAUCUCCUUUCCUAAUAUUGCGCUUUGGAACGGUUCGCAGAUCGACAUUUACACCAUUAACGAAACAACCUCUGAUUUUGUGCAUGUCAAUUUUGUCCCUACUGUGAGCCCUGCCUUCGCGCUGCAUCGAGACGGACUGCUCUACGUGAAGGAUGGACGCAUCAUUUUCACCACCUUGCACCUCCAAAACAUCGGACAACUCACCUUUACGGCAUCCGAAGGAGUUCCGGUGGUGCUUGACAUUAUGAAGGAUUUCGUUGUAGUGGUGUCGUCCAAAAAUUCGCUCCGUCUUGUGCGGGUUACACCACGUGGCCUGCAGCCGCUGGGGCCGUCGAGGCCCUUCAGGCUCAUUGAGGAUGACACCGAGGCAAACAAGGUGACGGUGGUUUCAGCCCAUGUCAACGCGCAGGGCCGCCGUGUCGCACUGAUGGCGAGGGUCGGUCCGCUCCAGGUGCCGGACACCCACAUUUGGGUUUUUGACGCAGACACCGACAAGAUGAUGACCUUUGAUUUCGCCGAGAGGAACGAGGUCCCUGACGCGGUGUACUGGAACACGCCCGAACCUAAUGCAAGCACCAUUGGAGAAUUGGAAUACCUUCUGCUUGCUUGUGAGACGCACCAGCUUCGAUGCAAAACAACGGACUCGGAUCCUAACGCAGAAUCAAUUAUCGACGAAGACGACGAUGAUAACAAAAAUAAUUUUGUACAAGCGAGAUCGGAUGAGGACAGAGAUCCUGGUACCGAGAGCCCGGCACCUCGCUUUAUCCAUCGCGAGGGGUACGCCGAACCAAUGCCAGAUUUGGAGAAUUUUGCCGAGAAGAAGGAGUCAGGGGCUGGGUGGGGCAACCGCUCUCUUGGCCUUAUGGGUAUUCUUUCAAGUCGCGCGCACAAUUUGGUAACCUUAUUUGCCACAGAUAACGGUCUGGUAGUUCAUAACUCAGCACCACUAAAGGUGUAUCAGAUCUGUCUUGUUGGUCUUACGAUUCCGGACUUUCUUCUUUCAUCAGUAAAGAUUGAUGGCGAUCCAUCGAAUCCACAUGACUACGUUAUUGAGCAAAAGCGGCUUCGAGAUUUUGACGGCCUCCAGUCUGAUAAUGAUGUAGCUGUCCGUGAGGCACUUAUGAAAUUUAGCUACUAUUCAACAAUUGGAAACAUGGACGAGGCCUAUCGAUGUAUGAAAAUGAUUAAGGAUCCGUCGGCCUGGCAAAGUUUGGCGCGAAUGUGCGUUUCAACUGGUCGUCUUGACGUGGCUGCCGUGUGCCUAGCUACCAUCAAUGACGCUGUGGCAGCUCGGGCGCUGAGAGAGUCCCAGGAGGACUACCCAAACGAUAAAAACGUGCAGUUAGCCUCACUUGCGUGUAGCAUGGGUCUUCUAGAGGAAUGUGAGCGGUUGUUGCGCGCCUCAAAGCAGUACGGAAUCAUUACAGAUGUGUUUUUGGCAUGCGGAAAGUUUGAGCGAGCUCAACAGCACUCAGAGCGUUAUGACCGUAUACACAUCCGGUCGGUGAUCUACAAGUAUGCCCAGUUUAUGGAGAGUUUAGGUAAUGUGGAUGCAUCGAUUAUAUGGUACUACAAUGCACAUUGCGCCGGCACGGACGUCCCACGCAUUUUCUUUCAUAACAAUAGGCUGCACAAGCUUCGGGAGCUGAUGAAUGGUAGGGAUGCUUCCAGGAACUCAUCGCGGGCAGUGAGCGUAUGUAGUAGCAAUCACGACGCAGUGUCCUCAGGGCCGCGUUCUGCGUUUGCCUCUCUGUUUCCCAACAAUAAAGACCUGCUUCAGUGGUGGGCCAGAUACAGUGAGCGUCGGUGUGACAUCCAGGAGGCACUUUGGUUCUACGGUUUAUGUGAAGACACCUACAACCAGGUGCGGCUGCUGUGUGGACUGGUGCCACCUAGAAUUGACAAGGCGCUGGAGCUGGUCGACCGAGAUAUUGAAAAGGCUAACGCAAAAUUCCAACGGUAUCGGCAACAACAAUAUGUCGGUAGUUCUGAGGAGAAGGCAACUCAGCAGUCGGAGCCCGAUUGUGUCGGCGCUGCCUUUUUAAUUGGCCAGUACUAUGAGAGCGAGCGCAAAGUAGAUAAGGCACUGCAGUAUUAUCAGUAUGCCGGUGCCUAUUACAGUGGAGCGCGAUUGUCUCGGGCAGCGGAACGCGACAACGAUGUCUUUGAGUUCGCUGCUCGCAGCGGAGAUGAGCGCCUAAUGCUGGAGUGCGCUCUUUACCUUUCAGAAAAGGGCCUUUAUAGCAAGGCAGUUGAGCUGUAUCGUAAAAUCGGCGCUGUCCAAUGCGCUUUAGAAGGGUGUAUCAGAGGUGGUCUUUUUGAUACGCUACACGAGAUCAGCAUGGAACUUGCAGACAGCAACAUGGCUAGUGAAGAGGUGUUCAUGAGCAUGGCCGAGCACUUUCAAUCUACAGGGGAUUAUAGUAAGGCGGUUGAAAUGCUUGUUUUCGCGAAACACUAUGAUGCGGCGCUGCAGCUCUGUCAAGAUCAAAAUGUCACCCUGACAGAGGCUAUGGCUGACUCUAUAACUGGUCAAGGCAAUAACUUGCCUGUGAACGAGAAGCAGGAACUUCUGCUUCGUAUAGCCCGUAUCGCAAAGGAUCAAGGACUCUGGAAUUUAGCUUGUAAAAAAUACACACAGGCUGGAGAUCGACUCAAGGCGAUGAAAAUGCUCAUGCGUAGCGGUGACGUCGACAAGGUUAUCUUCUUUGCGAACCACUCUCGCAAUGCUGAGAUUUACACACUUGCUGGAAAUUUUUUGCAGAAUCAGAACUGGAGUGCGAAUCGCAAUAUCUACAACAAUAUUGUUCUUUUUUACACUAAGUCGAGAUCAUUUAACAGUCUUCUCAACUUCUACGAUUCAUGUGCGCAGUUUUACAUCGACGAAAAUCGAAACUAUGAGGAUGCCCUCCAAGUCCUGGAUGAGUGUGUGCGCACGUUCGAAAAGUUAGCCCCUUCGCAAUCGGUUGGUGAGAAAAUUUCCGGUACUGACACACCGAAGCUUGCUGAUCUUCAGGAGCGUAUGAAAGUUGUGCAAUCUUUUGUAACAGCUCAGAAGUUGUUCAGUGAAAUAGAUCCCAAGGAAAACAUAGAGAGGAAGAAGGUGAAGGGCGACCAAAUUAUUAAGCUAUGUUCAGACAUUAUCAAACGCAGUCGGCCUGGAAAUUCAGAUCACGAGCUCAUUGAAGCAUCGUUAAGAGUCGGGGAUGUUUUUGCUCUCCUCGUGCAUUUCUACUUUGAGAAGUUAGGUGAAUCCCGUAACGCCUUUAAGGUACUAGAAAGUAUGCCUAAACAUAACAUUGAGCCCCACCUCUUCUUGGAAAUUGACUUUAUGGAAAAGGUGUGCUUGGCUAACUCUAAGCAGCUCAGUUCUCUAUUACCGCAUUUAUCGUCUGCUUCGGGUUUCGCUUCCAAAAAUGAACAUAAUGACCUCAACAUGGUGGGUGAAACUGAAAGCAAUCUGUUGAAUCAUUAA